Molecule: messenger RNA, 1428 nt
Organism: Brassica oleracea var. oleracea
Lineage: Eukaryota; Viridiplantae; Streptophyta; Magnoliopsida; Brassicales; Brassicaceae
Product: malate dehydrogenase 2, glyoxysomal-like
Exons: 7
Coding region: 163-1239 (358 amino acids)
Biological process (GO): malate metabolic process; tricarboxylic acid cycle
Cellular component (GO): chloroplast; cytoplasm
Molecular function (GO): L-malate dehydrogenase (NAD+) activity
Source: RefSeq, a predicted model, not a curated record
GCUCUCUACAAGUGAAACAUUUCUUUCCACACAAAUUUUACAAGAAAUUACAAAUGUUUACGUCAUAUUCUUUCAAUCUAGUCCCUAUAUUUUAAGUCGUCUCACUUCUCUGACAUACAAAUCAAAACUGUUUGCCAGCUUCAAACAAAGAAAGAGAAGACAAUGGAGUUUCGUGGAGAUGCCAACCAGAGGAUUGCUAUGAUAUCAGCUCAUCUUCAACCUUCUUUCACUUCUCAGAUGGAGGAGAAGAACUCUGUAAUGGGAAGAGAAAACUGCAGAGGGAAAGGCGGGAAAGCAGGAUUCAAAGUAGCAAUACUUGGAGCUGCAGGUGGAAUAGGACAAUCUCUAUCCUUGCUAAUGAAGAUGAACCCUCUCGUCUCUUUACUUCAUCUCUACGAUGUUGUCAAUGCUCCCGGAGUCACUGCUGACGUUAGCCAUAUGGACACUGGAGCUGUUGUUAGAGGAUUCUUGGGAGCCAAGCAGCUUGAGGACGCCCUAACGGGUAUGGAUCUUGUGAUCAUACCAGCUGGUGUGCCGAGGAAACCAGGGAUGACACGCGAUGAUCUCUUCAAAAUCAAUGCUGGGAUUGUUAAGACGCUAUGUGAGGGAGUAGCAAAAUGCUGUCCUAAUGCUAUCGUCAACUUGAUUAGUAACCCUGUGAACUCCACUGUGGCUAUUGCCGCUGAGGUUUUCAAGAAAGCUGGAACUUAUGAUCCUAAGAAGCUCCUUGGUGUUACUACACUCGAUGUUGCUCGUGCCAACACCUUUGUGGCUGAAGUUCUUGGACUUGAUCCAAGAGAAGUUGAUGUACCAGUGGUUGGGGGACACGCUGGAGUCACGAUCUUGCCACUAUUGUCACAGGUGAAACCACCUAGUAGUUUUACACCUUCAGAAACAGAGUAUCUCACGAACAGGAUUCAAAACGGUGGGACUGAAGUAGUGGAGGCAAAAGCUGGAGCUGGAUCAGCAACACUUUCAAUGGCAUAUGCUGCAGCCAAGUUUGCGGAUGCUUGCCUUCGCGGGUUAAGAGGAGAUGCGAAUGUGGUUGAAUGCUCUUUCGUUGCUUCACAGGUGACAGAGUUAACUUUCUUUGCAACGAAAGUGCGUCUUGGACGCACAGGAGCAGAGGAAGUGUAUCAGCUUGGACCCUUGAACGAAUACGAAAGGGUUGGUCUGGAGAAAGCAAAAGAAGAGUUAGCAGGAAGUAUUCAGAAAGGUGUCGACUUCAUCAGGAAAUGAUAACUGAGAAUAAAUCAAUCAGAAAGACAAUAAAGAUGGUUUUAUUAAAAUCCUUAUGAUCAUGUACUACUCACUCAAUCAUGCAUGUGUCCUUGUGCUUCUUCUUCAACUUUGUAAAUUUCCUUUCAUAAGUUGUGCAACUCUUGUGGCCUCCUCUUAGACGUUACAUGUACUUCUAUAUUGGACUGA